AUGGAUCACGACCAAUUCAGAACCGCUGCCCAUUCAGCAAUUGACGAUAUAAUAAGCUACUUUCAAACUCUCCCCUCGCAACGCGUUGUCCCAGCCAUCGAACCCGGCUACCUUCGCCCCCAAAUUCCCUCCAAUCCACCCACGGACCCAGAAUCAUGGCCCGACAUCCAAGCCGACAUCGACACAAAGAUCAAACCCGGUCUCACGCACUGGCAAUCACCAAACUUCAUGGCAUUUUACCCAGCCAACGUGACAUACCCGUCUAUCCUGGGAGAGAUGUAUAGUGCUGCAUUCAAUGCGCCAGCGUUUAAUUGGUUAUGUUCUCCUGCAUGCACGGAGUUGGAGACGAUUGUUAUGGACUGGGUUGCGAAGGCGCUUGCAUUACCCGGGUGUUUUCUGAGUGAUUCGGAGAAUCGUGGGGGCGGAGUUAUCCAGGUUUCUGCGAGUGACUCGAUUGCAACUGUUAUGGUUGUCGCGCGGGAGCGGAUGGUACGGGACCUUGUGCUUGCGGAGGGGUUGAGAGAAGGCACGCAGGAGUUUGAAGAGCGGAUGAUGGAUUUGCGGCCACGGUUGGUUGCGUUGGGGAGUGACCAGACACAUUCUAGUACGGCCAAAGGGGCGAUUAUUGCGGGGACGCGGUAUCGUAGCGCCAAGGCGCGGUUAGAGGAUAAUAUGGAGAUGACCGGGAAGGGUCUAAGGGGUGUAUUGGAGCAGUGUGAGCGGGAUAACCUGACGCCGUAUUAUAUCACCUUAACUAUGGGGACGACGAAUACAUGUGCGUUAGAUCGGUUUGCGGAGAUCAAGGCCGUGUUGAGCGAGAAGCCCGCUUGGCAGAGGAUCUGGGUGCAUAUCGAUGCGGCAUAUGCGGGGUCUGCGCUGAUCGCAGAAGAAUGGCAGCACAUCGCGCAGGACUUUGCAGAGGGCGUCGACUCGUUCAACACAAACAUGCACAAAUGGCUUCUCGUCAAUUUCGACGCGAGCUGUCUCUUCGUCCGCAGCCGUCAGGAUCUCAUCGACGCACUGGACAUCACACCAGCCUACCUACGCAACACUUACUCAGAAACCGGCCAGGUAAUCGACUACCGCAACUGGUCCAUCUCCCUGGGGCGGCGGUUCCGCGCGUUGAAGAUCUGGUUCGUCAUGCGCAGCUACGGUCUUACUGGGAUGAAAGCGCAUGUCCGCAAGGCUAUUACCUUAGGAAACACCUUUGAAGACUUGGUUCGAAGUCGCACGGACUUGUUUGAGAUUAUCACCAGGCCUGCGUUUGGAUUGACUGUUUUCCGGAUUAAGGCGCCUGGUGCGUCUGCUAAUGGAUCUGUUGUGCAGCCUGAGGAAGCAUGCAAUGCUUUGACGAAGAAGGUGUAUGAGUUGAUUAAUGCCCGGGGAGAGAUUUUCAUUACCGCUAGUGUUGUGGCGGGUGUACAGGCGAUCCGGGUUGUGAGUGCCAGUGAGGCAGCUCAGGAGUCGUAUAUUCGACGGGCGUUUGACAUUAUUGUCAAGACUACGGAAGAAUCGCUGUAG
This is a messenger RNA of Aspergillus ruber CBS 135680, 1521 nucleotides long. RefSeq names its product putative aromatic-L-amino-acid decarboxylase. The coding region runs from base 1 to 1521 and encodes 506 amino acids. The record is from RefSeq and is a predicted model, not a curated record. Gene Ontology annotation, molecular function: pyridoxal phosphate binding; carboxy-lyase activity. NCBI's taxonomy places the organism in Eukaryota, Fungi, Ascomycota, Eurotiomycetes, Eurotiales, Aspergillaceae. Gene Ontology annotation, biological process: amino acid metabolic process. The transcript has 2 exons.